AUGAACCGCACUCAACGUGAUUUGAUACUGCUGGCCGCAGGCAUCGGCGUCGGGGUUGGCCUCGGCAUGCUGCUGGCGCCCCGCAGCGGACAGGAGACCCGACUGGCCUUGACUCGCAGCGCCAAUGAGGCCGUCGGUCGCGGCCGCGGUUAUUGGGAGCGCAUUCGCAGCCGGAUCGCCGCCGGCGAAAGCGACGAACAGUUGGACACCGAAGAGUAG
This is a messenger RNA of Geodia barretti, 219 nucleotides long. NCBI's taxonomy places the organism in Eukaryota, Metazoa, Porifera, Demospongiae, Tetractinellida, Geodiidae. The record is from the annotation of a GenBank genome assembly.